Messenger RNA from Sorex fumeus (smoky shrew), 2609 nucleotides. It is a transcript of the gene PORCN, whose product is annotated as porcupine O-acyltransferase. Gene Ontology annotation, molecular function: palmitoleoyltransferase activity; Wnt-protein binding. Gene Ontology annotation, cellular component: membrane; endoplasmic reticulum. The record is from RefSeq and is a predicted model, not a curated record. The transcript has 15 exons. The coding region runs from base 255 to 1559 and encodes 434 amino acids. Gene Ontology annotation, biological process: protein palmitoylation; lipid modification; canonical Wnt signaling pathway. NCBI's taxonomy places the organism in Eukaryota, Metazoa, Chordata, Mammalia, Eulipotyphla, Soricidae.
CUCCUCCUCCGACCCCGCCCCGAUUCUGCCCUCUCAUUGGCCAAGCCCGCCGGCCGGGCCUCCCCCCGGAUUUAAAGGGCCCGCUCUCUGCGCCGCCUUGGGAACCGCAGCUGGUCCCGGCCUUGCGGCCUGCGGGGGAGGCUGCCCGGAGGAGGCGGUGACGGUGGCGGCGGCAGUGCGUCCCGGGCCCCCAGGACCGUGGCUUCCUUCCUGCCAGGUCUACCCAUCUGUCCAACCAUCCGUGGGGGUCCGCAAUGGCUACCUUUAGCCGCCAGGAAUUUUUCCAGCAACUGCUGCAGGGCUGUCUCCUGCCUACUGCCCAGCAGGGCCUUGACCAGAUCUGGCUACUCCUUGUUAUCUGCCUCGCCUGUCGUCUCCUCUGGAGGCUUGGGUUACCCUCCUACUUGAAGCACGCAAGCACCGUGGCCGGCGGGUUCUUCAGCCUCUACCACUUCUUCCAACUGCACAUGGUUUGGGUCGUGCUGCUCAGCCUCUUGUGCUACCUCGUGCUGUUCCUCUGCCGACAUUCCUCCCAUCGGGGCGUGUUCCUCUCCGUCACCAUCCUCAUCUACCUGCUUAUGGGUGAGAUGCACAUGGUGGACACCGUGACAUGGCACAAGAUGAGAGGGGCCCAGAUGAUCGUGGCCAUGAAGGCGGUGUCUCUGGGCUUCGACCUGGACCGGGGCGAGGUGGGUGCUGUGCCCUCGCCCGUGGAGUUCAUGGGCUACCUCUACUUCGUGGGCACCAUCGUCUUUGGGCCCUGGAUAUCCUUCCACAGCUACCUACAGGCUGUCCAAGGCCGCCCGCUGAGCCGCCAAUGGCUGCAGAAGGUGGCCCGGAGCCUGGCGCUGGCCCUGCUGUGCCUUGUGCUGUCCACCUGUGUGGGCCCUUACCUCUUCCCGUACUUCAUCCCCCUCGAUGGUGACCGCCUCCUUCGCAACAAGAAACGCAAAGCCAGGGGCGCCAUGGUAAGGUGGCUGCGAGCCUACGAGAGUGCGGUCUCCUUCCACUUCAGCAACUAUUUCGUGGGCUUUUUGUCUGAGGCCACAGCCACGUUGGCAGGGGCCGGCUUCACCGAGGAAAAGGAUCACCUGGAAUGGGAUCUGACUGUGUCCAAGCCCUUGAAUGUGGAGUUGCCCCGGUCCAUGGUGGAAGUGGUCACCAGCUGGAACCUGCCCAUGUCUUACUGGCUAAAUAAUUAUGUUUUCAAGAAUGCUCUCCGCCUGGGAACAUUCUCUGCUGUGCUGGUCACCUAUGCGGCCAGCGCCCUCCUGCACGGUUUCAGUUUCCAUCUGGCGGCAGUGCUGCUAUCCCUGGCGUUCAUCACAUAUGUGGAGCAUGUCCUUCGGAAGCGCCUGGCUCGGAUCCUCAGUGCCUGCGUCUUGUCAAAACGAUGCCCACCAGACUGUUUGCACCAGCAUCGUUUGGGCCUUGGGGUGCGAACCUUAAACCUGCUCUUUGGGGCCCUAGCCAUCUUCCACCUGGCCUACCUGGGUUCCCUGUUCGAUGUCGAUGUGGACGACACCACAGAGGAGCAGUUUUUUGGCCACACCCGGUGAUACUCAGGGGGUUACUCCUGGCUCUACAUUCAGGAAUCACUCCUGGCAGUGCUCAGGGGACCACAUGGGAUGCCGGGGAUCGAACCUGGCAAGGCGUGCAAGGCAAGCGCCUUACCCUCUGUACUAUCUCUCCGUCCCCUGACCUUGGGUAUUUUUUUUCUUUUCUUGCCUUUGAUGCAGCAGUGUUCAUUGGUUCUUCCUGGCUCAGGGCUUGGGGGUCAUUUCCUGUGGUGCUCAGGGAACCAUGUGGUACCAAGGAUCGAACCCAGGGCUCCUGCAUGCAAAGCCUGCGCUGAACCUGUUAUGUUGUCUCCCUGCCCCCCUUACCCUGGUUUUUACCUUAACACAUGAACCAAAUGCUUCUGCAUGUUGCUUUUUUCCAUAAUAAUUCUUGAAAAUCUUCCCCAUCAUUCUCAGUGUCGUCAUUCAUUUUUUCCACCAUGAGGAUAUGACACUAUCAUUUGUUCUUUAUGGGAUCUGUGGGCAGCUCAGUUAUUUCCAGUACUUUGUUACUAUAUAUGCUGCUGCCCCAAGUAAUACCCUCCUGUAGGGUCACAUGGGUUGUAGACAGAACUGUAGGAUCUAGGCUGACAGUCACAAUGCAGAAAAUACCUUUUUGCCUUCCCACCAGCAAUGCGCAUUACCCCACCCAGAGAGUGCCUCUCAGACUUCUGGAUAUUAUUUGCCAUCAUAAUAGGAGUAAGACUAUAAGUGAGGCUGACAAUCUUUUCAUACAUUUAAGAGCUCUUCAUUUUUCCCUUUACUGAGAAUGGCCUAUUCACUUCCUUGGCCAUUUUUUGUUUUAAAAAUAUCUGUGUCUAGGAGCUCUUUAAGGGACAAUACAGGUCAGAAAAUCAGAUGACCUUAUCUUAUUUUGUUAAGGAUAUUUCAAGAAGAAAACACCAAAAGGGGCAGCAUAGGGGAUUAAUAUUCACUUACAAUACCAGAGUUCUUUGUGGCUCCACCUAGAACUAUGAGUCAUAGCAAUACCUUCGAACAAAGGAUGGAUUUUCCCAAGACCUGCUUUGUUCUUGCUGAGCAGGACUGUCA